UCUCUGGCCUGAGAAUUUAAGGAAUUUCUUCUGGUGGCGAAUUUCGGCGAAUUGGUGAACGUCAAAACAAUUCUGCACAUAACCACACUUAAAUUGUAGUCAAUAUUGAGAGAACUCCGCAAUAAUGAGUGAAGACGGUGAGAAAAUAGAGAUUUCUGUGGCGCCAGUGAAGAAGGAGAGGCCCAACAAGAAGGAUAAGAGGAAGAAGGACAAGCAGAAGCCCCUGACAAAGGUGGUUAUUCGGCGACUGCCGCCCACAAUGUCCGAGGAGACAUUCAAGGAGCAAAUCAAUCCCAUUCCUGACCACGAUUACUUCUACUUCGUGCCUGCCGAUUGGACGCUGGGCUUGAAUUCCUCAUGCCGAGCGUACAUAAACUUCUUGCGUCAAGAGGAUAUUUUUAUCUUCAAGGAGAAAUUCGAUGGAUACGUGUUUGUUGACACCAGAGGUGCUGAAUAUCCGGCUGUGGUGGAGUUUGCUCCCUUUCAGGGUCUGCCAAAGAAUCGGGCCCGCAAGAAAGACGCCAAAUGCAACACAAUUGAGACUGAAUCCCACUUUCUCGCCUUCCUGGAGACGCUCAAAGGCGAUAAUGAGAAGCAGGAGUCAAAGCUGGAGUUUACGUAUCAAUUCCGGGACGAUAAGAAGAUAAAAUCAACGCCUCUGCUCGAAUUCAUUGCCACGAAGAGGCAGGAGAAGCGAGAGGAGAAGAAGCGCAAGGUUGAGGAGAAGCGCCGUGCGCGGGAGGAGGAGAAAUUGAAGAAGAAGAACCAAGUGGCGAAGGGAAUUCCAGCCUCGAUCGCUGAGCAGGAGAAGGAGGGCGAAGAUGAUAUUAUUGUGCGCACAAUUAAAUCUCGAACGGUUGAUAAGCGCAACAAGAAAGACAAGGAGAAGGAAAAGGACGUGAAGAAGCAGGAAAAGCCGCCUCUCGAUGAGAAGGCCAAAGCUGCCAAGGAGGAGAAGGACAAGAAGCGUGCGGAGAGAGAUCAGCAGCGAAAGCUUGAGCGAGAGCGACGCAAUGAGGAGAGGAAGAAGGAAAAGGCAUUGCUGAAAGCCCAGAAGAGUGCUAAUGAAGGUGCUUCUGCGUCCACGGAGGAAGUGAGGAAGGAGGUGAAGAAGUACAGCGAGAGAAGGCGCGAACAGAGGCAAGAGAAGAAGGCUGAAGCCUCAACAUCUGAGGCAAAUAAUGAUGUCGCUAAAGCAGUGGCAGAAAAGGCUGAAACGAAGGAUGAAGAGAAGCCUGUUGAGAAAUCCAAUCGUCAGCUGAAGCGCGAGAAGCUGCGAGAGGAGCGUGAGAAGCAGAAGGAAGAGCGCCAGGCUCGCAGGAUUCGCAACAAAGAUCGCCCGUCUAUUCAGAUCUAUCAGCCGGGCAGGAGUCGCUUGUCUUCCCUGUCCAAGAAGAAUUCAGGAGAUGAUACUGAUCAGGCUCAGCUCUCCCAAUCUCCCACAGAAGCGCCUAAUGAAGCGCCCAUCGAGGCACCAACGGAGGCACCCGCGGAGACGCCUGUGGAAGCUCCAGUUGAUCUGGAAAUUGCAUAA
Molecule: messenger RNA, 1534 nt
Organism: Phlebotomus argentipes
Lineage: Eukaryota; Metazoa; Arthropoda; Insecta; Diptera; Psychodidae
Product: regulator of nonsense transcripts 3B-like
Exons: 2
Coding region: 125-1534 (469 amino acids)
Biological process (GO): nuclear-transcribed mRNA catabolic process, nonsense-mediated decay; positive regulation of translation
Cellular component (GO): cytoplasm; nucleolus
Molecular function (GO): mRNA binding
Source: RefSeq, a predicted model, not a curated record